Molecule: messenger RNA, 5291 nt
Organism: Oncorhynchus kisutch (coho salmon)
Lineage: Eukaryota; Metazoa; Chordata; Actinopteri; Salmoniformes; Salmonidae
Product: glutamate receptor ionotropic, NMDA 2B-like
Exons: 2
Coding region: 72-779 (235 amino acids)
Source: RefSeq, a predicted model, not a curated record
GUGGAGGAGGAGGGGGAGGGGGGCAGCUCCUCCCACCCAGAAGCGUGAGCUUGAAAGACAAAGACCGCUACAUGGAGGGAGUUAGCCCGUACGCCCAAAUGUUUGCCCAGUACGCGGAGAGGGACAGAGAUAGUCCCUCCUUUUUCAGCCGGGGUGGUAGUGAGCGGGAGAGGGCGAAAGGAGGCUCCUCCUUCAGUUUGUUCCGAGGCGACCGAGGAGAAGGUGGGUUGCACCGUCGGUCGGUGGGGGAGAAAGACAUGAGGGACAGGGAUAGAAGAAUGAUGGGAGGUGGAGGUGGUGGGGGCGGUAGUGGCAAAGGGGCCGGGACUUACUCCUUGUCUAAAUCUCUCUACCCAGAUAAGGUGACCCAGAACCCCUUCAUCCCAACCUUCGGCGACGACCAGUGUCUAUUACAUGGCGGCAAACCGUACUACGUCAAAAUGUCUCCACAGCAACAGCAACAACCGCCACAGCAUCUCCUCAACAACAGCCGCGGGGACUUCCGAGGCUCCAUGGGGGUGCCGUCAUAUUUUCCGGCGUCAGCCACGACGGGGGUCAUGUCCAACGUGACCCCCAGGUUCCCCAAUGAUCUGUGUCUCGGGGGAGGGUUGGGGGGGCCCAUGGGGAACCACCAUGGCCCCAGACUGGGAGGCAACAAGCUACUGCCGGUCAGGGACGGGGGGUUAGGGUUGGUGGGGCAGGGCGGCCAGAGACCCUUCAAUGGCUCGAGCAACGGCCACGUUUACGAGAAGCUCUCCAGCAUCGAGUCUGACGUCUGAAAGAAAGAGAUGGAGCUGGAGAACAGGAUAAUUGCUUCUCCAACUGAGGAGAACGAAUAGACGCUACAUUGUGUACAUCGUUCUCAUAUUUCUAACUGAGGAAGGUUAGUUGGACAAUGGACACUGCGGACAGAGUGAAGGAGAGUGAAGGAACUGUCAAGUGCAACAGAAAGCGACACGACUUCUAAUGAGGAAAUGAGCGGAUUCUGCUGCUUGACUCUGAGACUGUGAGGGAGGAGGAGAGAAAUCUCUCCUCCGUUUCUCCUCUCCUUCUUCACUCCCUCUUCUAUCUUUCCCUCUCUUCCGCUCGCCUGCUGUUCCUUACACCAAAACUAACGUUUUGCUUAGCUAUCAGAAAUACAAUCAAAUGAAUGAAAAAUCAAAUACUUUUCUUGAAGUAACAGGGUAAACUAACAAUAAUUGUAUUGAUAAUGUUGUUAAUGAUAUUAUUGAAUAUAAUUAUAUUGUUUAACAUUUGGGCUCGUUUUCUUAUUUUUUUGUAAUAGUUCAUGUUGUUAUAUAUUUAUAUUGUUGUUAAUUAUUUGCUAGGCCACCAUAUUACAGGAGACUAAUAGACUAUUUGCUAGGCCACCAUAUUACAGGAGACUAAUAGACUAUUUGUUAGGAAGAAAUGUUACUUAAGUACCAAUACUUUUAGGUUGUGUAAUUCAGAUUUCUUCUUAAUUCUUGAUUAUCCAUAUUUUCUGUUUUUGGAGUGUGCUGUGCAAAAGUAUACUGUAUGUGAAAGGCAUGAUUUGCUGAGUACAUUUUCCAUAUACUUGACAUGUUAUAGUGAAGGAGAAAGUACUUAUGUGGCAUCAUACUGGUUUGCCGUUUAGAUUUCUUGUUUUGCCUGGCAGUACGUCGGGAGUAGUGGUGAUCUCAGAUACCGAGCGGGAUGUGCCUUACUGAAUCCACUACAAUCAUAAAGAUAUGAAGACUCCUCCUCCUAUCGGUAGAAAGGGUGUUCAUUCUGUAGACAAUUCAGUUAUUAACUAGUAAUUCAUAAAGUGGUUAUCAUGUUCUCUGAGAAUCCGCUUAGCUGAGAUUUUGCUUUAAACGAGACCCACCCACCUGAAAGGAGGAAUAGUUGCAUCAUGGAAGAUGUAGUUUUCUGCUCGUUUCACUCGGGUGCUAGUCAAGAGGCUCUUAUCUCACCCUUUAGCGUUCCAUAAAUCAUUAGAUUUAACAUUUUAAAUCUCAACAUAUCACAAGUCCCCCUUAUAUACUCAAAGGUAAACUAUCAAUUACACUUAUUAUAAUUUUUGUAUUGUUAAAAAAAAAAUUGGGGCAUAGAUGCAGUAUUUGCUAAACAUAUGUAUUUCCCCUUGUGUUCCUAUAUGUUGCUGGGAAGUGAUUGAAUGGAGUUGGUUUCAAUUGGACUUGACUGUUGUCUACUUUUAAGAUCUGGUCUUGAUGGAAUGCUGGACCAUGGUCUGGGAAUGGAGAGACUGACAGCAGGACGUGUUAGUUCAUUUCAUUAUACCCAAUCACUGUACUGUUACUGUACUGUAUACUGUAUGUCUCUCCUUAAUAAUUCACGUCAAGGACUUGAUCAAACCACUAAUCAUGUUUGACUUACUUAGAAUGUGUUAUCAUUUCUGAGAUCAUUCAGAUAUCACUAAAGGUGGUCACUUGAUAUGGGGAUUGGGGAGAAUAAUCACUAUUUCACUAUUUGUUAGCUUUUUUUCUUUCCUUGUGAAUACCAAAACAAAUCAAUCACUUUAUACAGGCCACACAAGACAGUCUGGAUGUAACAUUCAGUAAAUCUCUGUAAACUUUCAACAUUUUUCCCAAGAUGAUUAUGGAAUGUUUUGGCAACUUCCAUCAAUGGCUUGAUACAUAAGUAGGAUAAAAGGACAAUAACGUUUGUAAAGCUUGAGUACUUGACCAGGGCAUGAUUACCACUGGCCUAGUAUUAGCAAGAAUUCUUCAUCUCUGCGUUUAAAAUUAAACCUUAUUUGAAUAAUUCUGUCUAUUUCACCCAGAACAACCACUUUUCAGCUAUCAGGGCAAAUAUAUUAUGAAUUUACAAAUUUGAUCGAAGGACAGUAUUUUCUUUUGGAAAAUAGUCCUCACAACUGUCCUGGAAGGUACAUGGUGGAAGGUGGAGAAAAGCAAACCAAUGCCAUGAUUAAAAUGAAGGAAAAAAAAUGUUGAAUCUCCACAUAGUGUGGAGAUUAGUGUGGAAAGUGUGGAAAGUCACGUUUUCCCCCCUAUUCUAUAAGCAUUGAGUCCAGUGGUUUGUUUAUCAUGCCUUUGCCAAUGUCUCUGGGUCGCUUCCAUCAAUGACAACCUCAUGUCCAUGGAAGAUGACCUCAAAGCCACAACGUAUCACAGACAGAUAUCCAGGUCCACGCUGUAUUUGUGUUCCCCUCCAUGUAAUUGUUGUAAUAUACAAUUCAGGACCCCCCCCCAUAUCUUCAUUUUAUUUAUUUUAUUUAUUUUAUUUUAUUACUUUAAGUUAUAGCUGUCUGAAUUAUUACAUUUCUAAGUGAUUUGUUAUUUUGCCAAACCAAAUUGUACGAUCUAAGCACAAUCAGUGUUAUUGAUUAGUUGAUCAAUACUUGUACAUCCCUACUGAAACUUUGAAAGAUUUUUCCUUCUUUCAUGACUGACAAGUCAGUGUGUAUGAUAUUGAGUCAGUGUGUCUGAUAUCGAGUCAGUGUGUAUGAUAUUGAGUCAGUGUGUCUGAUAUUGAGUCAGUGUGUCUGAUAUUGAGUCAGUGUGUAUGAUAUUGAGUCAGUGUGUCUGAUAUUGAGUCAGUGUAUAAGGACAUGUGUUCGUAAGGACAUGCAUGCAUCAGUGGAAUUGUUUUAUUUUCCCUUUUUUACUUAGACUCUAUUUUAUCCUAAAAGUGGGUGUUUGGGAAUGAUAUCUGGACUUUUUAAUCAAUUUAAUUGAUUCUGAUCUUUGUUGGUGUGUGUUUGUCUCUGUAAAAAGACAAAUAGAAUUUUGCUCUCAAAAUAGUCGUUAUUUUAAAAUAUUUCAAAUUCAGUAAUCAGAAUUGUCAAUAGGAAUAAUUGCUAUGACAGAAAUAGAUUCAACAGAUUUAUUAUGGAACCAGAAGAAGUGUAAGAAGAGAAGUUCAGGCUUCUCUGCUCCUCUUGAUGAUUGGUUGUAAAUGCCUGUGAAUGAGGUAAAGGUAUUGCUAUUAUUAAAUGCCCGUGAAUGAGGUAAAGGUAUUGCUAUUAUUAAAUGCCCGUGAAUGAGGUGAUGGUAUUGGUAUUAUUAAAUGCCUGUGAAUGAGGUGAAAGUGUUGGUAUUAUUAAAUGCCUGUGAAUGAGGUGAAGGUGUUGGUAUUAUUAAAUGCCUGUGAAUGAGGUGAAGGUAUUGGUAUUAUUAAAUGCCUGUGAAUGAGGAGAAGGUAUUGGUAUUAUUAAAUGCAUGUGAAUGAGGUGAAGGUGUUGGUAUUAUUAAAUGCCUGUGAAUGAGGUGAAGGUAUUGGUAUUAUUAAAUGCCUGUGAAUGAGGUGAAGGUAUUGGUAUUAUUAAAUGCCUGUGAAUGAGGUGAAGGUAUUGGUAUUAUUAAAUGCCUGUGAAUGAGGUGAAGGUAUUGGUAUUAUUAAAUGCCUGUGAAUGAGGUGAAGGUAUUGGUAUUAUUAAAUGCCUGUGAAUGAGGUGAAAGUGUUGGUAUUAUUAAAUGCCUGUGAAUGAGGUGAAGGUAUUGGUAUUAUUAAAUGCCUGUGAAUGAGGUGAAGGUGUUGGUAUUAUUAAAUGCCUGUGAAUGAGGUGAAGGUAUUGGUAUUAUUAAAUGCCUGUGAAUGAGGUGAAGGUAUUGCUAUUAUUAAAUGCCUGUGAAUGAGGUGAAGGUAUUGCUAUUAUUAAAUGCCUGUGAAUGAGGUGAAGGUAUUGGUAUUAUUAAAUGCCUGUGAAUGAGGUGAAGGUAUUGGUAUUAUUAAAUGCCUGUGAAUGAGGUGAAGGUAUUGGUAUUAUUAAAUGCCUGUGAAUGAGGUGAAAGUGUUGGUAUUAUUAAAUGCCUGUGAAUGAGGUGAAGGUAUUGGUAUUAUUAAAUGCCUGUGAAUGAGGUGAAGGUAUUGGCAUUAUUAAAUGCCUGUGAAUGAGGUGAAGGUAUUGGUAUUAUUAAAUGCCUGUGAAUGAGGUGAAGGUAUUGGCAUUAUUAAAUGCCUGUGAAUGAGGUGAAGGUAUUGGUAUUAUUAAAUGCCUGUGAAUGAGGUGAAGGUAUUGGCAUUAUUAAAUGCCUGUGAAUGAGGUGAAGGUAUUGGUAUUAUUAAAUGCCUGUGAAUGAGGUGAAGGUAUUGGUAUUAUUAAAUGCCUGUGAAUGAGGUGAAGGUAUUGGUAUUAUUAAAUGCCUGUGAAUGAGGUGAAGGUAUUGGUAUUAUUAAAUGCCUGUGAAUGAGGUGAAGGUAUUGGUAUAACGUUUUUAUGAAGUGAUGAACCAGCUUUGAUUUUCAAUGUUUUUGCUUGUUUUUUUCCCUACAACCUCUCUUUCUUCAGGAAGUUGCUUUCCUCUUUCUCUCUUUCUCUCUUUCUCUCUCUCUUUCUUUCUUUC